AUGGUUAGAAUACUUUUAAAAGGAAACGUUAAAGCACAUAUUACAGAUUGGUUUAAAAGUUUCCAAUCAUUAAAAAAUAUCGGUACCGAGGGACAAACCAGCGCAGUACCCAAAAAAUUGAUACCAAAUUCUGCAGAAAUCUUAUUACCAAGAAUACAAAAGGAUUCUCAGAGUAAAAAGACAGGAAGUGUUAUACCCCCUCUUUCCGCAUUAAAACCUGCCAUAAAUGCUAACCUUCCAGACAUUACCAGAUCAUUUAAAGAUCUAGAAAAUGGUCUUUUAGACGUGUUUAAUAACAAUAGGAAAUGGGCAAAUUCAGUGCGACUACAAGACAAAAAGUUCUUUGAAAAUUUAGCAAAUAAUGAACAACAGCCAAAAUUAUUUUGGAUCGGGUGCUCAGAUUCUCGUGUACCGGCAGAAAUUAUCGCAAAAUUGGGUUUUGGGGAAAUAUUUGUGCACAGAAAUAUUGCGAAUCAAUUUAAAGAAGAUGACGUUAAUUGUAUGUCUGAAUUAGAGUUUGCGGUUCAUAACCUAAAGGUCGAACACAUUAUAGUCUGUGGACACACUAAAUGUGGAGGUAUUCAAAAUGCUUAUAAAGAAUACGUUCUCCGUAAAAAUUUAAAAUUUUGGUUAUCUGACAUAAGAAAAAUCAAAGAUUCUCACCCUGAACUUUUUCCCGAUCAAAUUACCGAAUCCAAAAUGAACAAAAGUGAAAUAGAUGCCAUUCAUAAAAAAUUAGUAAGUGUUAACGUAAUUAAUCAAGUAAAUAAAAUUUCUGAAAAUGAAGUUGUUAAAGAAGCAUGGAAAGAUGAAAAGCGAAAAUUAUCUGUUCAUGGAUGGGUAUUUAAUAUGGAGAACGGACAUUUAGAAGAUUUAUAUGUAACUAGAAAUAAGUAA
Racocetra persica is the source of this 897-nucleotide messenger RNA. The record is from the annotation of a GenBank genome assembly. NCBI's taxonomy places the organism in Eukaryota, Fungi, Glomeromycota, Glomeromycetes, Diversisporales, Gigasporaceae.